Molecule: messenger RNA, 1596 nt
Organism: Hordeum vulgare subsp. vulgare (domesticated barley)
Lineage: Eukaryota; Viridiplantae; Streptophyta; Magnoliopsida; Poales; Poaceae
Product: fasciclin-like arabinogalactan protein 10
Exons: 1
Coding region: 77-1369 (430 amino acids)
Cellular component (GO): plasma membrane
Source: RefSeq, a predicted model, not a curated record
AAAGCUAAAACCCCCACCCACGCACGCGUUACACCUCUCCCGUCCCGUUUCGGCGUUUCCCCACACAACCACCGCGAUGGCCGCCGGCCGCCGCCUCCUCGUCCUCCUGGCCGUGUCCCUCGCCGCCGUCGCCGCCACCCGCGGCCACAACAUCACGGAGAUCCUCGACGGCUACUCCGAGUACUCGCUCUACAACAACUACCUCUCGCAGACCAAGGUGUGCGACGAGAUCAACAGCCGCAGCACCGUCACCUCCCUCGUCCUCACCAACGGCGCCAUGUCCUCCCUCGUCGCCAACCUCUCCCUCGCCGACGUCAAGAACGCGCUGCGCCUCCUCACCCUCCUCGACUACUACGACCCCAAGAAGCUGCACUCGCUCCACGGCGGCUCCGAGCUCACCACCACGCUCUACCAGACCACCGGCGACGCCUCCGGGGACAUGGGCCACGUCAACAUCACCAGCCUCCGCGGCGGCAAGGUCGGCUUCGCCUCCGCCGAGCCCGGCUCCAAGUUCCAGGCCACCUACACCAAGUCCAUCAAGGAGGAGCCCUACAACCUCUCCGUCCUCGAGGUCUCCGACCCCAUCACCUUCCCCGGCCUCUUCAGCUCCCCCUCCGCCGCCUCCACCAACCUCACCGCGCUCCUCGAGAAGGCCGGCUGCAAGCACUUCGCGCGCCUCAUCGUUUCCUCCGGGGUCAUCAAGACGUACCAGGCGGCCAUGGACAAGGGGCUCACCCUCUUCGCGCCCAACGACGACGCGUUCCAGGCCAAGGGCCUGCCGGAUCUCAGCAAGCUCUCCAGCGCCGACCUCGUGGCGCUGCUGGAGUACCACGCCUUGCCGCAGUACGCGCCCAAGGCGUCGCUCAAGACCAUGAAGGGCGGCAUCCCGACCCUGGCCUCCACCGGCAAGGGCAAGUACGACCUCUCCGUGGUUGCCAAGGGCGACGACGUGUCCAUGGACACCGGCAUGGACAAGUCCCGCGUCGCGUCCACGGUGCUGGACGACACACCGGUGACCGUGCACACGGUGGACAGCGUGCUGCUGCCGCCGGAGCUCUUCGGUGGCGCCCCGUCGCCGGCACCCGGAGCGUCAGCCGAUUCACCAGCGUCGGCCCCUGCACCGGAAACCUCCUCCGCGCCGGCGCCCUCUCCCAAGCACGACAAGAAGAAGCCCAAAGGUAAGUCGCCAGCGCAUUCCCCACCCGCGCCGCCGGCCGAUUCCCCUGACAAUGCCCCCGCCGACGCGCCGGAUGGGGAGGGAGACGAGGAGGCGGACAAGGCCGACAGCAAGAACGGCGCGACCGCGGUGGGCAUGAGCAUUGCGGCCAUGGUGGCCUCUGUCGCUCUCGUCGGCGCGUCACUCCUCUGAUCCGCCCAAGCGUUCGACAUCGAGCGCUCGUUUUGUUUUCCUCUGGGCACGCAUGAUGUGAUGCACCUCGGUCUCGCUUGUGAGUUCUAGAGCCAUUGAAAUGCUCGUCCGAAGUUGUUAUACUUCUUCCUGGUUUGGAUCAUUUGGGCGAUUGUGAUAACCUUCCUUGGUAGUUUCAGUAGCUGCGUAGUAGUACUAGUACAAGUUUAUUGAGUUUGAUUUUGCUA